Messenger RNA from Toxotes jaculatrix (banded archerfish), 1594 nucleotides. RefSeq names its product zinc finger protein 410 (gene znf410). The transcript is spliced from 12 exons. The record is from RefSeq and is a predicted model, not a curated record. Bases 218 to 1564 code for a protein of 448 amino acids. Gene Ontology annotation, molecular function: RNA polymerase II cis-regulatory region sequence-specific DNA binding; DNA-binding transcription factor activity, RNA polymerase II-specific. Gene Ontology annotation, cellular component: PcG protein complex; transcription regulator complex. Gene Ontology annotation, biological process: regulation of transcription by RNA polymerase II. NCBI's taxonomy places the organism in Eukaryota, Metazoa, Chordata, Actinopteri, Toxotidae.
AUCGCAGGCACCGUAGAUCAAACGCUAAUUCUGUUUUGAGACAAUUAUUAAGCUAGCUGCUCUCACACUGUGACUAAAUAACGCUACUGUACAAGGUAAACACAGCAAGAGUUUGUGUGAUGGUUUUGACUCGAAGAUGACCUGCAGCCUGAGCGUAUGACCGACAGAAAAAUUUCCACCAAGCAGGUCAAGAUUGAGGUUCCACACAGGGAGACCCAUGCUUUCUGAUGAGCUUGACUCCAAACCAGAGCUGCUGGUGCAGUUUGUACAGAACGCGUCCAUCCCGUUGGUGCAGGGUCUGGAGGACUCCGAGUCCAAACACUCGUGCCUGCCUCUGCUGGCUCCAGCUGAGAGCUCACUGUGCAGCCCGCUGGAGCUCACAGAUGGAGGCCUGAGCCAUGAGCCUGAGAGUUCUCCCUCCCUGUCAGAGUUCGGAGGUGUGUCAGAGCGGAGCCCUUUAGUGGUGCAGACACACUCUCACCCACGGGCCUCACCCAGCUCCCCACCCAUCCUCCAUGACUUACAACAGUCAGACAGCACUUCCUAUGUCCUGCUGAACCUUGCAAAAGGCAUCACAGCCUCCUCAGAGUCCCUGAUCUUCGCUGCAGAUGGCGCCGGGGAGGAUGACGUUGAGGGGGUCUCAUCAGGGGACUAUGGGAUAGAUGGCAGUGCUCCCUGGUAUCUGCGGGUACAGGAGCUGGCACACGACAGCCUCAUUGCCGCCACGCGGGCACAGCUUGCGAGAGAUGCCAAGGCCAGCCAGGACGCCAGAGCUGCAAGUGUCAGUAACGGUGACCACACGCACAGUUUGACAGCAGACGGGGACAAGCGAGAGCUACCGUCUCUGACCAGCCGGCCCCUCUCCAAGCAGAUCCUCCGCUGCUCGUUCGAAGGCUGCUGUAGGACGUUCACGUGGCCGGCUCAUCUCAAAUAUCACCUCAAAACACACAGGAAUGACCGAAUGUUCAGGUGCGGCGCAGAGGGCUGCGGCAAGAGUUUCUACGUGCUGCAGAGGCUGCAGGUUCACAUGAGGACUCACAACGGCGAGAAGCCCUUCAUCUGCAAGGAGAAGAACUGUGGCAAGAAGUUCACCACCGCUGGAAACUUGAAGAACCACAGACGCAUACACACAGGAGAGAAGCCUUUUCUAUGCGAAGCAGAUGGUUGUGGGCGAUCCUUUGCAGAGUAUUCCAGUCUACGAAAACACAUGCUCGUCCAUUCUGGCGAGAAGCCUCAUCACUGCGGGAUCUGCGGGAAGACUUUCUCUCAGUCCGGCAGCAGAAACGUCCACAUGAGGAAGAGGCAUGGAGAGGAGGGGCUCAGCAGUGAAAGCAGAGAAGCAGGAGAGGCUCUGACACAAAGCAGCCUGCUGGAGGCAGACGGUGAGAGCGGAGAUAGUAUGGUCACCAUGACAACGACCGUGGAACCCAUGAAUCUUCAUCAUGCUAUGUUGAGAUCACCAGGCUCUGCAGACUCAGUGGUAGUUCUCUCUCAGCCUCAUGAGCUGGUGACCAUGACGACAGAAGGCCAUACAUACGGAGAGGAUGUGGUGGCGCUGCUGUAGUCUGCCGUAACAAACCUCACACACUGCCUA